AUCAGUUUCAGGUGGACUGUUCAUUCCACAGGGGAGGGGGUGACCCCUGAGGGCAGAACAGCCCUCCAGACCUCCAUUCACCGCCCGGCUGCAGGAGUUCUCCCACCUUAAUUGCAUUUGUAGUACUAAAGCAGGAAACGGGCGCUGCAGCCAAUGGCGGCCCGCGCGCGCUCAUGAUUAUUCAUGAGCGGCUCCAGCCCACUGGCGGAGGCUGACAGGAGGGGCGGCGCCCACCGGAGCUGCCGUGCGGGGCGGCGCGGGGACGCGGAGUGCGCUCGGCGUAGGACGAGAUGUUGUUUUGUUGUGGCGAUCAGCUGAAUGUGGCAUCGCCGUCGGCUCUGACACCGCAGCGGGAAGCACCAGCAGCCUCCGCGGCUCCGCCUGCACGCCAGCGCGGCCGCGCGCCCGCCGUCCGCGGCGCAUCGCAGUCCAGGAAAUGCGGACUUCUUCUGGCCGUUUCGCUACGGGAUAAAUGGCUGCAGCGCGCAUACCAUAGCAGGCUGCAACACACCCACUCAAACAGUCAUAUCCGCUCUCAGUCUCUGGCUCUCCCUGCUCGUCUCACAGUGCCUGUGAAGCGUCUCUGAGGGGGAAGACCAGACUGCUCUGUCAGAUCCUUACAAAAGUGGAAACCCUGACAAUCUCAACAGGCAACAAAGGAGAUGCAGAGAAAACCUUGGGAGGACCGUUCAAAUGGCUGAAACAAGAGGAGAACUGAUCAACUUCGCUCAGCAAGAGCAUCCAUGUUUACCUGCGUUCAUGCAGUUCCAGGGCAUGCUUUAAUGAUGCCCCAUCUGCUCUUGAAUAACUCUUCACCUGAUAUAGAAAAUAUCCCAUACUUUAUUUUGCAAUUUAGUCUGUUGAUAGUUACCUGUCUUUGCUGCCAAUGACUAACCUGUUGAACCAAUGAGGCUCAUAGAGCACUUCAUCUUCAGUCUGUGAGGCCUCCUCUCCACUCUAUGGAGGCUGAGCCCAGCCGUCGGGCUGAUAGGGAGUGCUCUGAAAGGCAGGGGCAACGGCACGAGACGGUUGAAUCUCCUCUAGAGUCUUGUCCACCUCAGCAGCCCAGGCAGCCUCCUGGCCACCGUCCUGUACCCAGAGGUUUGGGCCGCUCACAAAACCGCCAGUCCAGACGUUCCGACCUCCUUCGGUUACAGCAACGGCAAGCUGCAGAAUGGCAGCAUUCAGACUCUCUUGGUCCCUUAGGAGGCAGCUUCUUAUCUACAGCAUCCCCAGCUGCUUCAUCCCUCCCCUCUACAUCCUCUACCCAGGGUGAGCACCCUCAUGGAGUGCCAUCUCACUCCAGCCAAGAAGGCCUCGAAAGUGUCAGCUCACCCAGAAAGGGGGAAAAGAAACCACAAAAACCCGGGAAAUAUGUAUGCACUUAUUGCGGCCGUCCAUGUGCCAAACCAAGUGUUCUUCAAAAACAUAUCCGCUCCCAUACAGGAGAAAGACCCUACCCUUGUGUCCCUUGUGGCUUUUCAUUUAAAACCAAAAGCAACUUGUACAAACACCGUAAAUCACAUGCCCACCGCAUUAAAGCCGACCUGGCUUCCAGUCGGGAUGAGCCAAGUUUAAGUGGUCCAGAGGGUAGCGGUGUUGGGGAAGACCCUGAGGAACACACAGAUGGAGACAGCACAGAGUCUGAAGAAGAGACAGGUCAGCAUAGAAAACUCACCUCAAAGGAGAUGCUCAGGCAGCAGAGAAGAAGUGAUAAGGAGCACCAUGGAGGUUUGGAAGAGAGCCAAAGGCCUGAAGACUCACAGGCUGUCAAGCAAAGACUAGCACUGAGGCUAAGUGAAAGGAAACGUGGCCCAAUGGUUUCUCCGGAUGAUGCUACUUCCUCCCUCUCCACCUCCUCUUCUUCUCUAGGUCCUGGUAGUAAGGGCAGCACAGAGUCUGGAUAUUACUCUGGAUCAGGUAGUACAGAACUUUCCCAGGUUAGCCCGCCUAGUUCCAGUGCCAAAACAUACGCAGAAAUCAUUUUAGGGAAGUAUGGAAGAAUGGGAGGGCAGCAACGCAGUCCCCACCAACAGCAGCCUCAUUGUUCACAUUCUUCAUCCUCAGGAGCUGAGGAGAAGAGCAUUUCUUUUGCUGUGCCCAAAACUCAAGUGAUAGAACACAUAACCAAGCUCAUCACCAUUAAUGAAGCAGUGGUGGACACCAGUGAAAUCGACAGUGUUAAGCCGCGUCGCUCAUCCCUGUCCAGGAAGAGCAGCAUGGAGUCACCAAAAUUUAUUGUCCCAAGAGAUCCCUAUGCAUUUGAUCCCAAAGGGGAAGCAGCAGGCCCAAGUGGUUUGAGGCACCCCCAAAACCCAGAGGUUGAUCCAUUGGACACACCUGACUCCUCAGCAGUGCCUUUUUUUAGAAGCCACUCAAUGCCAUCAUCUACCAGCCAAGCUGAGCCCUUCACUUCUGGGACUGUAUCUCCUAGAGGUCACCGCCUUUGCCAAUCAUUUGAUGAGCAGCAAGCAGUGGUUGCAGAGAUGAGGGGUGCUCAGCGCAUGCUCAAACGUCAGCCCGCAAUCGAGGUUCCCAUCGGAGCCGAGUUGAUGUUGGAAGAAGCCAGUUCAACUUCUACGUCCUCCACCUCAAGAGGCACAGAGUCAGUUAAUCAGCCACAGCAACAACAUCAAGAAAAAAAGAGUCCCAGUGGAUUUGAAUGUGAAGCGUGUGGGGCCUACUUUCAAAGCAGUGACGCCUUUGAGGGUCACAGAAGCAUCUGUCCAGGACAGGAACAAGAGGGGGGAGAUGCAAGUAAAACAUGCAAGGAGGAACGGCCCCUGAUGAUGCACUAUAAGUUUCGAGCACUAGCAACAGCUGUGAGGAAAAGAAGAAAAGAGGAGAGUUUGGAGGAGGAUCCUCCCAGUCCUGGGCCUGUACCAAUGUCAGGCAGCACCACAAGCAUUGUCUCGGUGCCAAGCAGAUCUGAGCACAGUCAGGCACAUUCAGGUGUUACUUUACAGUCUGAGCCAAAUAAACAGCAGCAGCAAGAGAGGAAGGGCGUGUCUGUCAUCCAACAUACAAGCUCUUUUGAAAAGCAAGAGAGUAUUUCAAUGGAAAGCCAAGAACCAGACCUCAGAGAGAACAAGCAAACACAACGACCUGAGCCAAAACCAACACCAUCCACAUCGCGCCUCAUCCGCCAGCCAAACAUACAGGUUCCAGAGAUCCUUGUUACAGGGGAGCUUGAUCCCGACAUACCAUCCGUGUCUUCUGCAGUCACAGCAUCAUCAUCCAAGGAGUUAGAAAAAGCUGAGGAGUUUCACUGGCCUCAGCGAAGCCAGACUCUGGCACAGCUCCCUGCAGAGAAGCUGCCACCAAAGAAGAAAAGACUGCGCCUGGCAGAAGCAUCCCAGUCCUCUGGAGGGUCUAGCUUUGAAUCUCUGUCAAUGUCUCGCAGCCCCAGUCAGGAGGGCAUCGUCUCAAGCCAUUCUGCAUCAUUUGAGGACUCAGUGCGGUCUGAAUCCUCCGUUUGGGCUUCUACCAACCAAAAUUCUCAGAUGUUAAUGGUACCGUCUGCUUCUCACCAACAGAGCCACAAAGAAAUGAGACGUUCAGCCUCAGAGCAGGCACCAGCUAGCCCUCAACAAACAAAAGAGAUCUCAGAAAACAGAAGCAAGUCAUUUGACUAUGGAUCCUUGACCCCUCAACAGUCUACAUCCUCCUGGAAAGAAAGACGAAAAUGUCUACUUAAGAAACCUUCUCCAGAUGAACCUGAUCCAAUAGGGACCAACAUUGUACAAUUGUCCAGGGCAGAAAGUCCUAAAUCUGGUCCUUCCCACUCUCCCCACCCUUCUGUGUAUUCUACUGAGGUAAGCUCCCAGCUAUGCCUUGAAGGAACAGGAAAGGCUUUACAGCUGCUACCACGUCAACUCUUCCCGGCCUCUCAGGAUUUGCCAGUUUUGCGGCAUGGAGGCCACCAUGCGUUACCCCCAGGAUCCAUGUCACAACUUCUCCCCGUCACUACAGCCUUCUCUGAAAAUCUGUCCACCCAGGUCCUCCACCGAGCCUUCUUACAUACGCAAACAGGCGUUCCACCCAUUCGGAUACAUCCACCCCAGAUCCACGUCUCAGAUAAUAUGAGAAUACCAUUGCAUCAGCUUCCUCCUUUAGUUCCCAUGCCCUUCUCCUCCAGGAAUAGAGCUCUGUACUUUUCUGUCAGUCCGAGGCUUGGCGCAAAUGUUCCUUCACUAUCCUCAUCAGAGAGUAGACCUUCAAUAUCAUCUAUAUCUGCUACCCAAGCACAACAGUCUGUUGUGACCUUCUCCUACCACCAUCCACGACCAGUCAUUGCCACAUGCUUGGCACAGCUCACACCAGUAGUUUCUCUUGUGGUGCCAGUGCGCCUCCAGGCUCAUAGACCUACCUUUGCUAGUGCCAUGUAUACUACUUUAUCCCAAAUUCUGGCUUCCACUCAAUCACAGGAAACAGUAUCUUGCACAGCUAUGGUCAUUAUGGGCCAGGUGAAUCAGGACAAGCUGCAAAGAGCCUAUCUAAAGAUCCCCUCUCAAGAUGUCAAGAACCUCCUUUCCUUGUCUUUGCCAACAGAAAUGGCCUCAAGCUCUGGUGAGGGAUAUGGUCCACUGGGGGCUGGAGGGAGCAAACGCAUGCUUUCUCCUGCCGCUAGUCUAGAGCUCAGCACAGAAGCUCAGCGUCACCAGAAAAGGGUGAAAGAGGAAGAAGAGGAGCAAUAUCAGGGUGCUGAGAAAAGUGACCGUGUGGAGCUUGAGGGAAGACAAGAAGAGAAAGUUAAAGCUUCUGGGGAAAAACUGGAAGAAGAAGAGAGAAAACCAACUGAUAGAGUUGAAGACACAUUGGCGAAAACAGAAGACAUGCAAGACCAAGUACCAAGGACAUAUACAAUGGAUGAAAAGAAGGGAGAGAAUAAAAUGGCUGAGAAAGCAAGUCCAAAAAAGGAACAGGUACCAACUGUGGAAGCAGGGUUUGAAAGACCGAGCACUCCUUCAUAUCCCAGCCUCCACACCUCCACCUCAGUGAACUGGUGCUAUUUAAAGUACGUCAAACCCAACCCUUGCACCCAGAGGGACCCUAGUACCUCAGUUUAUUCUACAUGGAGCAUCAGUGCUCACAAUCCAAACUUACCAGGCCUCAGCACGAAGGUGGCUCUGUCUCUGCUGUGCUCCAAACAGAAGCACUGCUCUGAGACAUACACCAUGGCAACUGCCCCAACACCAGCCAAAGUACAAAUGUCUCCUUCAAGCCAAAAGACAUCGCUCUCUGUGACAGAGGUACAUGCCACCCCACCCAGCACCCAUGCCGAGGUAAAGACACAACAAAAGCACGAAAAAGAGGAAAGUAAGGAUUCAAAAGAGGAAAAGGCAGCCUCCACUUCCAAACAGAGCGGGUCCUCUUCCAGAGUUCAUAUCUUUGAAGGAGGAUACAAGUCCAACGAGGAGUACAUCUACGUGAGAGGCCGCGGCAGAGGGAAGUACAUAUGCGGAGAGUGUGGCAUUCGCUGCAAGAAGCCGAGCAUGCUUAAAAAGCACAUCAGAACGCACACUGAUGUGCGCCCGUACAUUUGCCAACACUGCAAUUUUGCCUUCAAAACCAAAGGAAACCUUACCAAACACAUGAAGUCGAAGGCUCAUGGGAAGAAAUGCCAGGCUAUGGGAGUCUCUGAGUCAUCACUGGACGAGCCAGAGAGCGAGGAAACAGAAGCAGGAAGUGAGGGUCGUGUCUGUGGCUCGGAGGACCAUCAGUUUUCAGAUGUGGAGGAUUCCGAUAAUGAUGAGGAGGAGGAGGAAGAGGAGGAAGAAGAAGAGGAGUCCGUCUCCCAUGAAGAUCUGUUAUCCUCCUGUUCGUCGGAUACCCACCCGUCGUCGGGGGGGCUCUCCAGCUCCAGUCGGCACUCGCAGCGGGGCACUCCUGACCCCGAGCCUAGUCCCAGCCUCGAUCUGGAGCCUCCUCCUCGAGGAGUGUGGCCCAGCAGGAGAGCGGCGUCCCCGGGCAGCAGGAGAGUACUAUUCUCCCGGCGAGGCUGGAAGGCGUCCACCAGAGCCUUCUCCCCCAGCAGUGAGAGCUGCUCCCCCAGCCGCAGCCUGUCCCCCCGCCUGGAUUUGCCCUCGCCGAUCCGCAGCCUCUCCCCCAGGGCCGAGCUCUCCACGCCCACCCGACACAUCUCACCCUCCCCUGAGAGGGGGCCAUCUCCCGUCAGGCCUCUGUCUCCUCUUCGUCCCAUUUCGCCAAGUUGCUACCAAGCAUCUCGAGUUCGGACCCCUCCCUCGUUGAGAUUACAGCACAGAGCCACUGGACUCCUGCCUUGGGAGAGUCCCAGCACAAAAGGAGGCCAUGCCAAUACGGAGAAAGGCGGUACAGCAGCAGAAGAAACCAGCUUGUCUUCGUCUGCUUUUCGGUUUUCAACGUGCGAGGUUUAUCCCGGCCUCCAAACUGCAGACACCACCUUCAGCCACCUCCCCAUGCACUCCCAACAAGCCAAAGUCAACUACCUGAUGAUACCAAUCGGUGGGAUCCAAAUGGUACAAGCAAGGCCAAGGAGCCACCCCACCACACCGUCAUCACCAACAUCUCCCCCGCUGGAGGGGCCGUCGAUGGCCCGCUUUGAACCAUACUGGGGCGGGACCCCCAGGACUCAAGGGCUUAGCACUCCUGGAGACCACUGGUCAGGGCACCAGAUGCUGGGAACCGGCCAGCCAGUGCAGCACGGUUUCACUGCAGCAGAAGCAUCUUCUAGACCAGAUUUGGAGGAGACAGAUUUGAAGCAAUAUGGCAGCUUACAGAGCUCCGUCCAGACCCACAGCUCUGCCACGGAGACCAGCCAAGGCCGCACCACAGACAGUCCAUCCAGAGCGCCUCGACUCAGCUUAGCAGCCCCUGUAGCCUCGCGUGCCGUUAGACAGCAGCCUGAGAAGAAGGAGCGACCUUCCAGUGGAGACGGGACGGAGGGAGGAUCUAAAGGACACUCGAGUAGAGAAGACCAGAGCACUUAACAGUGUGACACCUUGAUGCAUCUCGCAUCCCACUUAGCUUAUUGGUUGCUACACUAGUCUUGUUUUUUUUGUUUUUUAUUGCUUUGUUUUUAUACAGUUUUCAAUACUAUUGUUAACUUAAAUGUUGGCUCUUUGGCAAUAUUCAGGUUUGUUAUAUAAUGCACUCUUUUUUGUGUGAAAAAAAGUUUCUGUAAAUCUCAUAUAUAAAUAUAAAUAUAUAUAUAUAUAUAUUUGUGUGUGUAUAUGUAUACACACACUCACGUACCUUCUGUAUCUUUACUGGUACUGGUAAUCUUAAUGUCUGAACAUUUGUCAAAGGACUAAAACAAUAUAAAUAAAUUUGUAAAUGACCAAAACCUAAAAAAAAUUCCAUUUCUGUUCAUCCAGUUUUAAAUACAAUUGUAUUGUUUUUUACUGUUUAUGUUUUUAAGGUGUAAUGCACAGAAAGACAAAGAAAAGUUGUUGAUUUCUUACACAUUUUUUAUGCCUAAAUGAGGGUUAAUAUUUGGUGUUCUGAUUGCUUCCACUCUGAAGACCAAUGUUUUUUUUUUUGUUUUUUUUUAUUUUAUUUUUUCAGGGUUCGCUGAGCGUUGCAUUAUGGGUAUACAGAAAGAGUAACCAUGAAAGUCAAAGGAAAUGCACUGAAGUUCUAUUUUUAUUACAAAGAAUCUAGCAUAGAGUAUUUGUCUGUACAGGGAAUGUGCUCCUUAUUUAUUGUUAUUUGAUGACAAUGAAAUUUCUUUGAGAUUUUUCUUUUUGACUUCUUGUUUUGGGAAGAAAAAAACUUUUCUGUUACAUCUAUGUGUCUUUUUUAUGAUGUCCUUGUAACUUGAAUUGGUUUAAAAAAGAGAAAAAAAAAGCAAAAAUGGAGGAAUUGAGUUUGGCUGGUACCAGAGGAUCAAGUGCCCUGCAGAUUUCACACAGCGAAAUUUCUAGUCAUUGAAAGAAAUAAAAAAUAAAAGCAUCAGACAUCUUUGAGCUUGUACCUUUCUUCUGCUUUUUUGUUGCUGUAAUUUUAUUAAGAAGAUGUGAAAGAGUUUAAACGGAUUUAACUUCUUUGUACACCGUAGAGAAUCUUUUUUACAGCUUGGUUUUUAUCUGUCUUCAUAGGUAUUUCGAUGAAUUCAAAGCACAAAAAUCUUGUUUGAACUCAAAUGUAUGAUAAACUACAAAAAAUAAACCUUAGUAACUUAA
This is a messenger RNA of Oryzias melastigma (Indian medaka), 8165 nucleotides long. RefSeq names its product transcription factor HIVEP3 (gene hivep3b). Gene Ontology annotation, biological process: regulation of transcription by RNA polymerase II. The record is from RefSeq and is a predicted model, not a curated record. The transcript is spliced from 10 exons. Bases 960 to 6971 code for a protein of 2003 amino acids. NCBI's taxonomy places the organism in Eukaryota, Metazoa, Chordata, Actinopteri, Beloniformes, Adrianichthyidae. Gene Ontology annotation, cellular component: nucleus. Gene Ontology annotation, molecular function: RNA polymerase II cis-regulatory region sequence-specific DNA binding; DNA-binding transcription factor activity, RNA polymerase II-specific.